AUGGCUUCUGGACGACUAUUUGGCGGAAUAUUAAUUUUCUUUGCUUUAGCAACGAUUGGAACAGGAAUUACAUCCUAUUCUCUCAAUGCUGCUAUGUUUAAAAUAUACAUUAGCCCACUGUUGUUUGACCCAGCUUGGUCUGCCAACUUUGCAAUUGUUCUUGGUAUUUUUUUAUUGCGAGUCCGAGAUCUAACUAUGACGUCACCUUCUGAAGCUGCCUCUUUAUUAUCACUAAGUAUCAUGUCCGCCGUAAUAUCGUCUGCAAGCACAGCCAGACUCUUUAUUGAUUUAUUUGAAAACGACUAUAACCAAAUUCGAUAUUCAAUGCCCACCGGAUUUCAGAUAGCUUCGACGUUAGUUAUAGACUUUGUCUCACUCGUGAUAGUUGUUAAACAAGGUAAGCUAUUAUCCUCUCAGGAAGGUCAACAAUCGCAUAGAGGUAUUAGCAAGUUUCCCCUAUCCAUCGUUAUGAUCAUUACUGGUGGAAUCAUUUACGGUCUUGGUUUAGCAAUAUUUUCAGAACGUUUCUUCAAUUUUUCUGUCAUCUCUCUACAUUUCCAAGGUGUUGUGAUUUUUGUUACAGGAAUACUUGGCUUAAUUACUCAUAAAAAGAACACGGACGAAAUGAAUGUGUGGUAUAGGGUCUUUGCCACGCUUGCUUCCGGCGUUAGUCUGUCUGGUAUGGUUGUGCUUGUUCAGACCUUAGUCCAUUAUGUCAACAACAUUCAAGAUUCGGAAUGGUCUAGAGCUGACUUUACUGUAUUAACCCUAUGUCAGGCAGCCUUUAUCAUAAUUGGAUUUGUAACUUCCAUGCUAGCAAUAGAUGCAUCUCGGUUUCCAGCUGAUGAUCAGAACAUUGCAGAGUACAGCGAUCCUAUCAAUGUUGGAAUCCUAGUAUCAGGUCUUCUUGCAAGUGGAAUUGCCGCAUUUAUGGUUGCUAUUAUGAAUUUUUCCACAUAUGGUUACAUUGCAUUGAUGGCUGGCGCAAUGGCUUAUACCUCAUCUAGAAUUGGAUAUGCAAUUCAAACAACGAAAAGCACCGUAUUGAAACACCCAUACCUAGCCGUCAACUUACUUACUCAUGUGGAAACGUUAUUUUCUAUUGGCCUUAUUAUAUUUAACUAUAUUGCAUUACCCUUUAGCUCAUCUGCUAUUAUAGAAACCUCAUAUGCAUAUAACUACAUCUUUAUGGGCAUAAGCAUAGCUAGUAUGGUUCCUAUAACACUAUUGACAGCUAAGGCAGUUUAUGAAAGCUACAAAGAACCUCAAGAAUCUUUAAUAUUAGAUGACAAUCCUGAUAUAUAG
Trichoplax adhaerens is the source of this 1305-nucleotide messenger RNA. RefSeq lists its product as uncharacterized. Lineage: Eukaryota; Metazoa; Placozoa; Uniplacotomia; Trichoplacea; Trichoplacidae. The record is from RefSeq and is a predicted model, not a curated record. Bases 1 to 1305 code for a protein of 434 amino acids. The transcript is spliced from 7 exons.